AUGAGGCUCAUCAACAUUAAAACGAAGCGCCUGGAGGAGUUCGUCAGUGAAGUCCCGCGGUACGCCAUACUUUCUCACACGUGGGGAGAUGAGGAGGUUAUUUACCAGGAUUUCACACACCUGAGCGAUGAGGCAAGAGGUCAAAAGAAGGGGUUUGCGAAAAUUCUCAAAACGUGCGAAUUGGCACAGAAAUGCGGUCUCAAAUAUGCCUGGGUCGACACUUGCUGUAUAGACAAGUCGAGCAGUGCGGAGUUGAGUGAGGCCAUCAACUCCAUGUUUCGCUGGUAUCGCAAGGCCGUCGUUUGCUUUGCUUGGCUUACGGAUUUGGUACCUGAUGAUUCAUCUGAGCCAGACACUGCGGCCUUGAAAAACUGCCGAUGGUUUACACGGGGAUGGACCCUACAAGAGCUAAUUGCGCCACGGAUGGUGGAAUUUUACGAUGCAGGUUGGAACCUCCGGGGCACCAAAUCCAGUUUAAAACAUCUUUUGACAGACAUCACGAAAAUUCCGGGCAAUGUACUUGAGUCACCGGAAUCGCUACACACCUUAUCCGUGGCUCGACGAAUGUCUUGGGUGUCUGAGAGGAAAACAACGCGCACGGAAGAUAUGGCGUACUGCUUGCUGGGGAUUUUUGACGUCAACAUGCCGCUAUUGUAUGGAGAAGGCGAGCGUGCAUUUUUGAGACUGCAAGAAGAAAUCUCAAACUCUAUCAAUGAUCUCAGUAUCCUCGCUUGGAGGAAGACGAAAUCUGAACAGACGUAUCACGGCGUGUACGCCACGAGCCCUACCGAUUUCCGAGACUCGGGAACAGUCGAACUAGUUAGCAGUACCAUGUUCAUGCCGGAGUUUCUGAGAAGUAACAAGGGCCUCCGAAUCCACACAAGCAUUUAUCAUGGAUCGCAGCAAGCUUAUAUUCUCAAGUUGCAAUGUGUGGAGAUGACUGGCAAUGAGAGGAGGCAAAUUGGCAUCUGGAUCAAACCGCACGGCGGUGCGGUUUACAGUCGAAUACGGGCAUCUGAAUUCGGGACGGAAUCGCUCCAAGACACCUCCAGCGUGCAAUUACUUUUCCUCUUCAGAUACAUCAGUCCUACUCGUUCACGAGAACUCCAAGGCAGCCAUAGCAACGCGCUCAUGAUUCGCAAGGGAAUCAACACCAAGACUCGCGUCACUGACGAAAGCUUCCCCUUUGAAGUCACAAUGUGGCUUCCUCAAGAUGAAUGGGACUCACAGCGCAGUAUGUUUAUGAAUGAUGGAGCGGCUGAGUUCGCUGCCUACGGCUACUUCAACUGGCGGCAAGAUGUCGAGCCCACUGAUGACAUGCACAAAGGCCACAGCUUCAUGCUUAUCCUUGGUAAGUUAGCAGACGAGGGCGAACCAUGGAUCAGCCUGGCCUCUUUCGAUGACACCUCGAAGAAUCUCACGGCACACAUGGGUGAUGCCAAGAAAAUGGUGACUGCUUCGAGAAAAUAUGAGCAGGAGCGGGUGGUGAUGUUGAGGGAUAUCUGGAGGAAUGUUUGCAAAGCAGUUUACGUGUCGCUAGAGAAGGCGAGAGUUGAUGGGGAGGAAGUGUAUUGCAUCGAUUUGACGUAUGGUGAUGCGCCGGAAGAGGCAAAAAAGGGCAAUACACAUGUGCCGGAGGCCACGCGCCUGGCAGCUAGACGGGCUCGAGCAACGUGA
Pochonia chlamydosporia 170 is the source of this 1677-nucleotide messenger RNA. Its product is annotated as HET domain-containing protein. NCBI's taxonomy places the organism in Eukaryota, Fungi, Ascomycota, Sordariomycetes, Hypocreales, Clavicipitaceae. The record is from RefSeq and is a predicted model, not a curated record. The transcript has a single exon. The coding region runs from base 1 to 1677 and encodes 558 amino acids.